GUCAAUUUUUUAAUCCACAGACUAGGUUUUUGUAGUUUGUACGAAGUGCGAAAAACAAAGGGAAAUCUUGAUGAAACAAAUUUUAAUGUGUUUUUAUUAGUGAAGUUACUUAACAAAGUUGUUAUUGAUUAAAGUGUCUUAAUCAUAGCAUGCAGAUGAGUCGUAUGGGAUCGCCAUCGGUUGGAAUGGACGAGGACAGCGGCGCAGGUCAUGCUCUGAGUGACUUCUUGCUACAACUUGAAAACUAUAACCCUUCUAUACCAGAUUCUGUAGUUGCUUAUUACCUGAACAUGGCUGGAUUCGAAUCUCAGGAUCCUAGAAUGAUAAGACUUAUAGCGCUCGCCUCCCAGAAGUUUCUCUCCGACAUAGCAAAUGAUGCCCUGCAACACUGCAAGAUGCGGACCUCCAGCCAAAUCAGCCAGACCACCAAGAAUGCCAAGGGACCCAAAGAAAAGAAAUAUGUUAUGACCAUGGAGGACUUAGUGCCAGCGCUACAGGAAUAUGGCAUUUCAGCCAAGAAACCUCAUUAUUACGUUUGAAAUUUAGGAUUACUUUAAUUAAUGAGAGAGUAUAGCUGAUUUAUUUGAAACAAUCUGAACUGAUAGUAACAUGUCCAAUACAGCUCAUAGUUGGCAUCAUGUAACAGGUCUUAUUAUAAUUAAAUUAAUUACAAAAACCAGUCAAGUGUGAGGUAUUCGCAACACAGGUUUCUGUACCAUUGUAAAAGAUAUAACAUUAUGUACUUAUAAAUUUUUAUUGAUGGUCAAAAAAAUGAAGCAAAUUUGAUUUUAACCCCAAUUCAAUUGGCUUUAGACGUAAACCAUUCAAGUGUGGCCACUCAGUUUAACGCGUUGAUUAACGGCGAUAUUUAUGGCGUUGUUGGGCAUUGACGUCAACCUUAACUUGGCCUGAGCAUUAUUAUUUGUAAUAUUAUGUAUGCAAUUAAAUUAUAAAUGUAUAGGAUUUUACAGUAUGUCAUUUAUUUUAAUUCCAUUCUUUAAGUACAUAAUUCAAUUUUAUUCCAAAUCAAGCAUGUAGCCAAUAGAUCACUUUGCAAAUCAUGAAUAAUUCUGAGUUUGGAAGUUAUACUGGGAUGGAUGAAUGUACACACUACAUAGGAGAAAAACUUUCCAAGCCAGCUUCACUGCAAAGUUUGUGUAAUGAUUUUGUUAUGGUUCUGUGAAACCGCAUAUUAAUUGUAACUUAAUGAAAUGAAUAAAUUUUUAUCC
Molecule: messenger RNA, 1229 nt
Organism: Maniola jurtina (meadow brown)
Lineage: Eukaryota; Metazoa; Arthropoda; Insecta; Lepidoptera; Nymphalidae
Product: transcription initiation factor TFIID subunit 10-like
Exons: 2
Coding region: 150-539 (129 amino acids)
Biological process (GO): transcription initiation at RNA polymerase II promoter
Cellular component (GO): transcription factor TFIID complex; SAGA complex; nucleus
Molecular function (GO): promoter-specific chromatin binding; RNA polymerase II general transcription initiation factor activity
Source: RefSeq, a predicted model, not a curated record